Ictalurus punctatus (channel catfish) is the source of this 4692-nucleotide messenger RNA. RefSeq names its product potassium voltage-gated channel, subfamily H (eag-related), member 2a (gene kcnh2a). The coding region runs from base 160 to 3990 and encodes 1276 amino acids. Gene Ontology annotation, molecular function: inward rectifier potassium channel activity. The transcript has 15 exons. Gene Ontology annotation, biological process: regulation of ventricular cardiac muscle cell membrane repolarization; potassium ion transmembrane transport; regulation of heart rate by cardiac conduction. Gene Ontology annotation, cellular component: membrane. The record is from RefSeq and is a predicted model, not a curated record. NCBI's taxonomy places the organism in Eukaryota, Metazoa, Chordata, Actinopteri, Siluriformes, Ictaluridae.
UGGAGCUCUCCACUUUACACAUUAAACAGCAGCUCGCGCGUUAUACUAGAGCUCACAGUUUACCUGAGUGAAGAAAAACUGAUCAGACUCACUUCUCAUUCUUGAAGCUGGAAUAAAUCCGACAACCUCAGGAUCAAGGAGUUGAAUUUAAGGAGCAUCAUGCCAGUACGGAGGGGACACGUCGCGCCUCAGAACACCUUCCUGGACACCAUCAUCCGAAAAUUUGAGGGCCAAAAUCGUAAGUUCAUCAUAGCCAAUGCACGAGUAGAGAACUGCGCCAUCAUCUUCUGCAAUGACGGAUUCUGCCACAUGUGUGGCUACACACGUGCUGAGGUGAUGCAGAAGUCAUGUACCUGCAGCUUCCUGUAUGGGCCUCACACAGGCAGGUCUGCUGUGGCCCAGAUGGCUAAAGCAUUGAUAGGCUCAGAGGAGAGGAAGGUGGAGAUCUCCCUCUAUAGGAAAGAUGGAGUGUGUUUCCUGUGCUUGGUGGAUGUUGUUCCAGUCAAGAAUGAGGAUGGACUGGUCAUCAUGUUCAUCCUGAAUUUUGAGCUGGCAGACCAGAAGAACAGCACUGCUGACAAUUCACCACUGAAAGAGCACAACCACAGAUUCUCAAUUCCAUGGCUUUCUAAAGGUGCUCACUUUAGAUACACAAUAUACAUAUUAGUCUGGAUUCCUUUGUGGCCACCUUUCAAGCCAUUAAUGUCUAUUAAUCUCUUUGCCUCAGCUUGUAAACCCAGGUUCAGGCUGCCCCGGCCUUUGUUUAACUCUCUGAGCAGCAGCAAGUCGUCUCUGCCUGAUGAUGCUGAGUUGGGUCACAUUCACAAGAUGCCUCACAUGGGCCAUGAGUCAGUGGCCCUGGACAAACUUUUAUCCCUGCCAGAACGUUCGGCACUAGGUCGGCUUCCAUUGCUCUUGUGGGAUGAUGAACCCCCUUUAGAUCCUCACUGUGAGCUUCAGUCUUCACCACCAUCCCAACCCCCAUUCCAUGGUUUUUUGCAGUCCUCCCCAUGGCUAGACUGCCCAAAGAAUUCACCCUCCAACUGCAGCAUGUCCCACAGCCGCUCAUGUGAAAGCCUUUGUAGCACACGUCAAUUGCCCUCUACCAGUGUCUGCACCUGGGACAGGAAGCUUCCCAUCAGACCCAACAGCAUGGGUGCCAUGCAUUGUAAAGCCAGUUUGCCUAAUUCAACAUCAGAUUCGGACCUGGUACGGUUCCGCAUGGUCAAUACGAGUCCUCUAGCAUCACACAAAUUAAUCGAAUUCAAACCAGAUCCUUUGGUGACUCUCCCUUCCAGUGAGAUUGAUAUAAUUGCACCUUGCAAGCUGAUUGAUCGUACCCACAAUGUGACUGAGAAAGUCACUCAGGUUCUGUCUCUGAGUGAUGAUGUCCUCCCUGAGUACAAGCUUCAGGCUCCCCGCAUUCACAAUUGGACCAUCCUGCACUACAGUCCCUUCAAGGCUGUAUGGGACUGGGUUAUUCUGUUACUGGUUAUCUACACGGCCAUCUUCACACCAUACUCAGCAGCCUUCCUGCUAAGUGAUGAGGAGGAGGCUGCCAGGCAGCGCUGUGGAUACUCCUGCAGUCCUCUCAAUGUGGUGGAUCUCAUUGUAGAUAUAAUGUUUGUUAUUGAUAUUAUCAUUAACUUUCGCACAACUUAUGUCAAUACCAACGACGAGGUGGUCAGCCAGCCCGGCCGCAUCGCUGUGCACUACUUUAAAGGCUGGUUCCUCAUUGACUUGGUGGCUGCAAUUCCAUUUGACCUGCUUAUCUACCGCUCUGGAGAGGAGACAACCACUUUGAUUGGUCUGCUGAAAACAGCUCGGCUGCUGCGAUUAGUACGUGUGGCACGUAAACUGGACCGGUACUCAGAGUAUGGAGCAGCAGUGCUGUUCCUGCUCAUGUGCACCUUUGCAUUAAUUGCACACUGGCUGGCAUGUAUCUGGUAUGCUAUAGGUAACGUGGAGAGAAGUGGUUCAUCUCGAAUCGGCUGGCUACACUCACUGGGAGAACAGCUUGGCAAGCCUUAUAAUGAGACAAUUCCAGCCUCUGGACCAACCAUUAAAGACAAGUAUGUCACUGCGCUUUACUUCACCUUCAGCAGUCUGACCAGUGUGGGCUUUGGUAAUGUCUCACCAAACACCAACUCUGAGAAGAUCUUCUCAAUUUGUGUUAUGCUCAUUGGUGCAUUGAUGUAUGCCAGUAUCUUUGGGAAUGUGUCAGCUAUUAUCCAGAGACUUUACUCUGGAACUGCUCGCUAUCACACCCAGAUGCUACGGGUGCGAGAGUUCAUUCGCUUCCACCAGAUCCCCAAUCCACUAAGGCAGCGACUAGAAGAGUAUUUCCAACAUGCUUGGUCCUACACCAAUGGCAUUGAUAUGAAUGCUGUGCUUAAGGGUUUUCCUGAAUGCUUGCAAGCAGACAUUUCUCUGCAUCUGAACCGCACUCUGCUACAGAACUGCAAAGCUUUCAAAGGCUCCACCAAAGGCUGCUUACGUGCCCUAGCCAUGAAAUUUAAGACAACCCAUGCCCCACCAGGAGACACUUUGGUCCAUGCAGGCGAUGUCAUUUCAGCCCUCUACUUUAUCUCCCGAGGCUCCAUUGAAAUCCUGAGGAGAGAUGUGGUAGUAGCCAUCCUGGGAAAGAAUGAUGUAUUUGGGGAACCCAUUAAUUUGUACACAAAGCCUGGGAAGUCGUGCGCUGAUGUAAGAGCACUGACCUACUGUGAUCUGCACAAAAUACAGAGGGAGGAUGUUCUGGAGGUGCUGGACAUGUAUCCAGAAUUCUCUGAUUACUUCUGGAGCAACCUGGAGAUCACCUUCAGCCUUAGAGAUACUACAACAAUUUCUGGAUCUGUGAAAAGUGAAGAGUCCGAAAAGGACUACAUGAAACAACAUAUGAACAGAUCUGCAUUUUCCUACCAUCACAAUAAUGAGAAAGAUAACACAGUGAAGACAGAAGCCAAACUCAACAGGAUGACUAUUCAGCCUUUGAGAAACAUGCAGCAUGAUGAAAAAGGACAAAAGGUUCAUCAGGAUUUGGAUUCCUCAUCCUCUCAAACCAGCAGUGAUGAAGAGAAUGAGUCUAGACAAACGUUCUUCCACAGUCAUGCUCCCAAAUUGUGCAGAGAGCAGACAAGCUGUAACAAUUUCUCAGGUAGUCUACAAAGCAACAUAAACUACGUGCUGGUUUUUUUUUCAGGGGUCUCCAACAUCUUUAGUUUCUGGGGAGAAAGUCAUGGGCAUCGGUACCAGCAGGUGCCAAGCCACAGUAUGUCCUGUCCUCCUCCCUCAUCUUCAUCUAUGGGUUUCUCGCACAAGAUCACCCACCGUCAAUGCAGUGAGGUGGAAAACAAGCUGGAACUGCUGCAGAGACAGCUUCAUAGCCUGGAGUCUCGUAUGUCCACAGACAUUGGAGCCAUCAUGCAGUUUCUUCAGAGGCAGAUGGCUCUUGUUCCACCAGCUUAUAGUGCCGUGACUUCUCCACCCGAAUCAUCCACAAAUCCAGCUAAACUUGGACAAAAGCUUGUGCAACCAGUCAAUCCUUUAGAAACAGAGAGAUCAGCCAUUCACUCUCAGAUAUGUGAUCCUGUGGAUACUGGUGACAUCUCUAAGUCUUUUGAGCUGCUGCAGGAUAGCGAGGAGUUCCAGCUGCUAGAUUGUUCACGGUCUUCCACUCCUGAGAGUCAGGGGUUUGACCCGAAAAUCCAAAAUGCUUGUGAAGGGCGACUGAGCAAGUCCAGUAGUCCUGAAAGGCUUACCAGUUUCAUGACCACUGUUCCUGACAGGCAGCCUGAGGACGUGAUUGGUCCUCUGUGGAAUCCUACUCUAGAAAGGGGGCUCUGUGAAACUAUUAACCAUCAACACCCUCGACUGAGGCAAGAUUCGAUGUCUUCUGAAAGUGCAAGACGUCUUUCUUUGCAAGGUCAAUGCACAACAACGAAGUGCUCCUCAGUUCAGCAAAGGCAUGCUUCUGAUCCUGGAUGUUAAAAGUUGAUUUUCAAUAUCAUGACUAGGCAUGUGCCAAGUCAUUAUUUUAAUAUCUUGUUUAAGGAUAAAUAAGCUUCCUUGUUUAGAAAAAUUUUAAAUUUGUAUGUUUUUUUUUCCAGAUUGAUAUGAAUUUUUUUUAAAAAAAUAAACAAAAUUAAUUGCUAAGAAAUCAAAUGUCUUCCAUGAUGCCCUCAAAUAAUAAAGUGCUAAAAUCCUGGCCAACAUCCUAGUGGAGAGACCAAACACAGGUUUAACUUGCUAUUGGGAAUGCAGCAGUAAAUGCAAUACAACAAAAUAUAAUAAAACAUAUCAUACACUUCUCCACUUCUGACAAGACUGAAUCAACCAUGACAGCAAUAUUGUUUAUGUUGAAUAUCGUGGUGCAUUAUAUACCUGAUAUUUACACAUGCCUAGUCAUUAACAAAGUGUGUGUAGCUGGCAAUUUGUAUUCACUAGAUUACAGGUGGCAUUAUUGUUUGCUAUACAAAACUGACUUAUGUCCAUAGCUUUAGGUAAAUGUUUGAGUUCACUUGGGUUACCUGAGAAAUGGUUCCAGGCUCAGCAAUAAAGCGACUCAAAGUAUAUUAAACCUUUUAUUUUUAGCAAUAUACAGUGCUUUGAAUUUAACUCUGGUAGCAAAAUGAAAAGUGCAUAGGUCAAAAUACCUCAGAUUAAGUGAUUCUAGUAGAAAGUAAUCCUUGA